This is a messenger RNA of Oryzias latipes (Japanese medaka), 3863 nucleotides long. It is a transcript of the gene lratb.1, whose product is annotated as lecithin retinol acyltransferase b, tandem duplicate 1. NCBI's taxonomy places the organism in Eukaryota, Metazoa, Chordata, Actinopteri, Beloniformes, Adrianichthyidae. The record is from RefSeq and is a predicted model, not a curated record.
UCGGACUGUAUUUGUAGGCGCACAGACGCACCUUGAACUUUCCCGUCUUUUCCUCUCUUUUCUCCCCUCAUGAAGGAUGUCUAGCCUCGCGCGGCUGCUCCGGGCCGCCCGCCCCGCCGGCGGAUGGGGGUCACGCGGCGCACGCGCAGAAAACCGCCUCAUUUUUGGUCCGAUAACGAACUUUUUACGGCGGAGUUCGGCUUCGGUUCCGCCCCCAAGUCAGACCGACUCUCACAGAGCCUGUUCCGGUUCUGCCGGGACGGUCCGGAUCGGCUGCGCCUCCGGGUUCUGGGGGGACACGGCCACUUCAGUGCCUCAGCUGAUCUUCGGCGGGAGGCUGGACUUCCUGGUCUUCGACUACCUCAGUGAGAUCACCAUGUCGCUGCUCACCGCCGCCAGAACCAAGGCGCCUAACCUGGGUUACGCUCCAGACUUUGUGCACGCCGCUCUGGCGCCGUUCAUCAACGACAUCCACAGGAAAGGGAUCCGUAUCGUCAGCAACGCAGGCGGGGUGAACCCUUUGGCGUGCGCCGAGGCCAUACGGGAGGUCGUCAAGAAGGCGGGGCUUAACCUCAAGGUCGCCGUGGUGACGGGCGACGACCUCAUGCCGCGGAGGGGCCGCAUGGCGGAAGUCCAGAUGGCGGACGGCGAGGGCAUGCAGCCGCUGCCGCGGACGCUGCACAGCAUGAACGCCUACCUGGGGGCCCAGCCCAUCCGCCGCUGCCUGGACCUGGGCGCCGACGUGGUGGUGACGGGACGCUGCGUGGACAGCGCCGUGGCGCUGGGGCCGCUCAUGCACGCUUUCGGAUGGAGCAGAAGCGACUACGACCUUCUGGCAGCAGGAAGUCUCGCAGGUCACCUGAUCGAGUGUGGCGCCCAGAGCACAGGCGGCAUCUUCACCGACUGGCACAGAGUUCCUGACUGGGACGUGAUGGGCUUCCCGGUGGUGGAGUGUUCGCCCGACGGCUCCUUCGUUCUCUCCAAGCCUCCCAACACCGGCGGCCUGGUCUCCUUUGGAACGGUGGCCGAGCAGCUGGUGUACGAGAUCGGCGACCCGCGGCGAUACCUGCUGCCCGACGUCACCUGCGACUUCAGCCAGGUGGUCCUCCAGGAAGUAUCCGGAACAGAAGGAGGAGCCGUCAGCGUCCGUGGAGCCAGAGGAUUCCCUCCUCCAAACGACUACAAGGUGUGCGCCACUUACCUGGAUGGCUUCAGAGCCACGGCGGUCUGUCCGGUCGGAGGUCCGAGGGCGGCGGAGAAGGCCAGGCGGACGGCGGACAGCCUCAUCAAACGGACGCGGCGUCUGUUCCAGCUGCUGAAUCUGGACGACUUCAGCGCCGUCAACGUCCAGAUCCUGGGAGCUGAGGACACGUACGGCCACAACGCUCGCAACAAGGAAUCCAGGGAGGCCGUCAUCUGGAUGUCCGUCCACCACAAGCAGAAGAAAGCCCUGGAAGUCUUCUCCCGGGAAAUCGCCUCAGCGGGAACCGGCAUGGCUCCUGGGCUCACUGGCAUUGUUGGAGGACGACCCAAAGUGUCUCCUGUUCUGAAGCCGUUUUUCUUCUUGCAGCCCAAAUCUCAGCUAACGGUGGACAUCCACCUGGGUGGAAAGCUGGUGGAGUCCCUCACAGAGGCUGAACCUGACACACCUGUGAGAGAUGAAGCCCCUCCCACCUCAGCAGAAGACACACCUGACACAGAGCUGCCCAGCGGACCACACAGCUACAGGCUGGAGGAGCUGGCGUUCACCAGGAGCGGAGACAAAGGAGACUCGGCUAACAUCGGGGUUGUGGCCCGUCAUCCCCUGUUCUUCCCUUACCUGAAGCAACACCUGACCCCCGCCGUUGUUCACGAGUACUUCUCCCACCUCAUCGAACCGGGACACCACAGCGCGGCGGUCACACGGUACACUCUGCCUGGAAUCCACGCACUCAACUUUGUCCUGCGGCGAUCGCUGGGCGGGGGAGGGGUGGCGUCUCUGCGCAGCGACCCCCAGGGUAAAGCCUACGGACAGAUGCUGCUGGACCUGAGGCUCAGCGGCCUGCCGGACCUGAAGUCCCUGGUGGACUGAGGACCGGCGACAUCCUGGAGCAGGAAAACCUUCUUUGAAAGCUGUGGAGUGACCAGAUCUGUCGCCACCAGGAGCUGAUCAAAGCGGCCGCAGGUCCUCACGGCAGCAGCAAACGUUUAGACAGUGUGGACCUGAGUGGAGACCUUUGACCCCCCAGGCCUGCCGACCGGUCCUCAGGCUUCCCUCUGCAGAGGAUCUGCCCCGUCUCCAGAUAUUGGAGGAGACGCUGGCUGCGUCUUUCACCUCCCGGUGACCCGCGCUGAUGCUGGCAGGAAUGUGCGGCGGCUCUCAAAGCCACUGAGUCCUAAUUGCAUCCAGACCGGACCUGAAGCCGGAGCCGCCGCAGCUUCCGGCCUUUUUCAGCGCGAUCCCCCGUCCAAACCUGCCGGGGCGUCUCGGGUUCCCCUCUGGCUCCUCUUUCAUGUCUGUUCUCCGGGAGCUCCAGGCCUGACCCCUCAUGUUCCAGCAGAAUCACCGCUGACCUCCGCGUGUCAAACUUUCCCCUGAACCGGUGGAGCUGCUGUCAGCCGUCUGCUGGAGACGAAUGACCAGAAAGCCCAGUCUGUAUUAAAACCAUAAGAAACGUCAGAAAGACAAACUGAAGCAGAGAAUAAAUCGUCAUCCACUGUAAAGGGGGAGCCCGGUGUGCUGUUUCCCCACCAAACACAAAUGAAACACAAAUGUUGCCACUUUACAUGAAAAAGGCAGAAUAAUGAGCUGUGGGUUCACAUCUGUCCAACAUCCCGCCUCCACAACAGCAUUCCAGGCUGCAGCUCUGUUCCUGGCAGCCUGUUUGGCGUUUAUGAUGGACGUUCUCACACAGGUAGAUUCAGACUAAUGACUGCCGUUCCUUUGGUUUGGGCUUUAUUGUCAUCUAUAAGGAAUUCCUUUGUUACGGUUCCAGAACAGAAAACUGAUCUGAUCUGUUAAAAACACGAAAUGCAGUUUAGUUUAGGCUCAAAUGGAGGCUGAAGGAAACCGGCUCAGACGUCACGUUCAGCUCUUCACCUUUGAUCACAGCCAGCAGAAACUCACAAAUACAGGAUUUGGAAUAAACGUUUUGGUGCUAACCUCUGGAAAAAAAAGCAGACAGGAGUCCUAGAAUAGAGCCGUGUGGAACACCACAAGCUUAUCAAAAUGUUUGUUUUGUGGGGAAUAUGUAGGGAAUUCUUUUUAAUGAAUACUUGCCAAAUAUUUUUAUUUUUUAAACAGCGAUUGUGAAAACGUACAACUUCAAGCUAAUUUUUUUAAUCAUCAAAUUGUUUUUAAUUCUUUUCACUUUCAGAUAAAUAUUUGUAAACAGUUUUUACGUGAAAACAUCAAUCAAAACGUUUACAAAUCAUUUAUAAUUUCAAAUAAAAACAUCAUGACAAAAGUAAAUCACUAGAUUAUAUUUUUAAAUACUAAUGAAAACUAGUCAUGGAACAGAAUAUAUUUACUUUUUACUCAAACUUUCUUUCAUAACAAAAUGAUGUUUUUUGUUCAUUUUCCUAAUCAUUUUUUUGAAUAAAUAAAGUUCUUUUCUGAAGGAUUAAAUGAUCUGAUUUCAUCGUAUUUGUCGUCACGGACAGAUGCAGGAAAACGUUUGACCUCUUGAACCUGAAACUCACUUUUCCUUUGGUUGGUUUCUGGUUUCAGUGAAAGUUCAUUUCAAACGUUCACGGCGCCUUCAUGACGACUUCCUGUUGACGUUUGUCAUCCUGGUUUUGAUCAUUUACUUCAUUUGUGAAUCAUUCUGUCAGAUUUGAGAAAAGAAAAUGUCUGAAGAAAAAAAUAAAAGCCUUUGAUGUGA